CGCCAUACGCCUUCCACACAUCCAUUGUCUAUUCAUGUCUGGGUCAGACGAAGAAAUAUAUGCAGUAGCGGACUUCUGUCUGAUCCCUAUGGGAACGGGCGAACCGUCGGUCGGACCGUAUAUCGCAGAGUGCCACCGGGUGCUGGAGAAGUCUGGAUUGACGUUCAAAGUGCGCGGUUACGGCACCAACCUCGAAGGACCGUGGGACGCUGUAUGCGCUGCGAUUGGUGACUGCCAUCUCGCCGUGCACAAGCAGGGCGCACCCCGUAUUGCCACUGACAUACGCAUCGGAACGAGGACGGAUAAGGUGCUGGCUCCUGGGACUGGGAAUGAGUCGAAGCUAAGGAGGGUCCAGGAGAUCUUGGCUGCGGAUAAGAAGGAAUAAGGAGAUGCAUCGCACAUGGAGAGAUGACUCGGUUUUCCAGAGCUGAUCUGAGAUGAGUUGUUCGAGCAUAUUGAUAUUAUAAGAAGGAACAAAUAGA
This is a messenger RNA of Dacryopinax primogenitus, 482 nucleotides long. RefSeq names its product MTH1187/YkoF-like protein. The transcript has 6 exons. Gene Ontology annotation, cellular component: cytosol. The record is from RefSeq and is a predicted model, not a curated record. Bases 35 to 385 code for a protein of 116 amino acids. Lineage: Eukaryota; Fungi; Basidiomycota; Dacrymycetes; Dacrymycetales; Dacrymycetaceae.